Molecule: messenger RNA, 8200 nt
Organism: Nilaparvata lugens (brown planthopper)
Lineage: Eukaryota; Metazoa; Arthropoda; Insecta; Hemiptera; Delphacidae
Exons: 37
Coding region: 1869-8111 (2080 amino acids)
Biological process (GO): monoatomic ion transport; transmembrane transport
Cellular component (GO): membrane
Molecular function (GO): protein-containing complex binding; voltage-gated potassium channel activity
Source: RefSeq, a predicted model, not a curated record
UUCACAUCUACGAACCUUGCAAUGUUCGGAUUCGGUUUAAUGCGACCCAUGUGUGUCGAGGAAGGUCAAAUCCUGGUGGCCUGGUCCACUGUCUGAGAGCAUCUGGAAUAAUUAAUAGGGGGUGCUUCCUCUCUCCAUCAGACAAAAAAUUCUCACUCUUGUUCAUAAAACAUUAAAUGUUGGAUAAGAAGCUAAUUUUAUUGCAUUCACGGAUCCCGUAAUGUACGGUUGCCAUAAUUGAAUUGAAUUGAAUUAUUUAAUGUACUGUAUUACAGGUCUCACAAUAUAAGGCUCGGUUGCACAAUUUCGGUUAAAUUUUAUUCGUGAUUAAUUUUACGAGAACCAAUAAGAGAAGGCUUUUUAAAAAAGAAGGCUUCUCUGAUUGGUUCUCGUAAAACUAAUAACUAUUAAAAUUCAACCGGUUUAUCUGCAACUUGCACUAAGUUUUGUAAAACACAACAGGCUAACAGUUACCAUCAAAUUGAUUAUAAAACUAAUCCCUCUAAUGAAUGCUUCACAAUUUGUGCCAGAACAAAAUUGUUAUAUCUGCCUCUAUUACUCUGUGAAGUGAUCAUACUACAGAAUAUCAGCUUCUAAUACAUGUGUGAUCAUACACUCAGUAGUUUAGCUUUAAUGUUUGUCAUCUGUUUUAUCAGUCAUAAUAAGUAUUUACUUAUCAACUGUUAGAAUUUCUGCUUAAUAUGAGGGUUUGUAAGUUUUGUCCUAGUCUACCAAUUGAUGGGUGCUUUGGAAGUAGAUGUGAAGUGUAGCCUAAUUAACUUGUAAUCAAGUGAUGUAUUAUUUUGUUGGCCGUUCUAAUGUAGACCUCUGGUUUGCUUGUAUGUUUUGAAUAUGCUGGUUUAUAAUUAAUUGCAUAAUUCUUAAAUAGAUUACAUACUUGAACUUUGUAAUAUAUAUAGACACACGAUGGGGGUUAAUUUAGCCUAAAUACAAUUUGAAUUAGUAUGGUGACAACUAACAUUUCAACAGUCAAAAUUCUUGAAUAAUAAUAAACUUUUGAACAGUUCAAGAGAGGCUGAUUAUUUAAUGAUUUAACAGAUUGAUUUUACAUUGAAAAGUUGCUAAUUUGUAUAAAUUCAAUUAUAUUUACCACUCUCUAGUUCAUUAAAAACCAUUUGUAAUUACAAUCAAAACAAACUUUAACAACUAUUGAACAAUCAAAUCUGUUUGAUUUAUUUCUUAUGUUACUGAUGCUUUAACUAUAGAUUUGUAAAUCUUAAACUAAUAAGAUGAUAGAUAUAAAUAUUAAUCUCAUAUAAAUCUAUAUAAAUUAAUACAUAUAAAUCUCAGUUGAUUGAAUUAAAACAUUGUGCAGUGAAUAUAAAUUACUGAUUGUUAACUAUUGAUAGAAAUUUUAUUUUGGUCGACUGAAUACAUGUGCAUUGACGCUUGAUAAGAGUUAGAAAUUUGUUAACAUUUUUAAUUCAUUUAUUUAGUUUGAGACCUAAUAUUUUUACAAUUAAAUAUUCGGAAAUUUGACUAUUCAAAAAAAGCUAAAUUCUUGUGCAUUAAAAACUAUAUUUUGACAGUGAAUAUAUCAAAUAACAAUUUGUAUAAAUCUCAAUUAAAACAACUGUAUUAUUUCUGUCAAUUGAAAUAAAAUGUAACCUUACAGUUGAAAAUUUUCUUCAACCUUAAUUGAAUAUAUUUCUAUGUUAGAAAGUUUUUGUAGAUUUUAAUUGGGUAAUACCUUGGCAGUUUUAUAAAAUUGAAUGAACUUAACGGCACUUAUUGAUAAAUUUACAAUUUGUUGAAAUUCAAUUUAAUGAAGUUUUAUUGAGUGAAGACUUUCCUUAAUUCAUUCAAAAAUCUCAAUUUAAUUAACUGACUCUUGUGUGCAAUCCACCAUGAACGAAUACAGCAGCAACAUAUUUUUGGAGAAGCUGAUGUUCCUGCCCUUCAACCUGAAGUGGAUAGUGUUCUUCGUGCUGAGUCAGCUACUUGCGUUCAUAGUGUCCACCUAUCACGUGUUCUUUGUCCACGUUCCCAGUUUCAACUACGUGUUCCUAGUUUCUUUUGUGCUGCUGACAGUUGACGUGGUGGGUGGAGCCAUUCACAGCUGUUUUCCGGAGAUAGCCAAUAGGCGUGAGCAUAAGCCUAGGCCGGCGCUGCAGCGCAUUGUCGAGGUGGUCUACAUUGCUCUCGAGAUCGGUAACAUUGCCCUGCCAGAGUCUACCACUCUCACCAUGCUAAUUAACGCGCUGCGCAUAUGGAAGAUAUUCAAUUGCUACCUAAUAACGUCGAACAUAGUAGGCCAAGCCAGCUUAACGUCAUUGCUGAUCAAGUUCUUCAUCGCCAGCCUGAUAAUCGUGCACAGUUUCUCGUGUCUAUGGUUCAUGAUUCUGCGCACUCAACGCGAUGAGGAGAACUGGUCUAGAGAGGUGCUCAGAACCAAAGUCAUCAACGAGGACCAGAUCAUAGAGUGGUACAUUCUGUGCGUCUACUUUGUGUCCAACACGUUCACUACUAUCGGAUUCGGCGAUAUUGUUGGACAAACUGACUUGGAAAAAGUGAUAUGCCUAAUUGUAAUGGUGUCCGGCUAUAUACUGGUUACUGGUCUCUUUCUAGCCGCAUUCAGCUCGUAUCUAACUCUGAAAUACUCCUACUAUUCCGAAUAUAAACAGCGGCGCACCCUCAUUCACAAAACAUUUAGAGAGUAUUUUCCUUCGGAGAACACGACAAUGCAGAUAAAAAACUUCUACGACAGAUUUUGGCAAGAAGAGGAAGGUAUUGUGGAUGCUGAUCUGAUGCAGAAACUGCCUGUUCCCAUACAAGCAAUGGUUUCCUACGACAUUUACAAGAACUCAUUGGAUUCGUGCUGCCUGCUUGAGGAUCUGCACCCAGCUGUGAAGCGCAACCUGAGCCAAUACAUGACCAAGCAAGUGCACUUGCCUGGCUGGAAGAUAAUCGAGAAGGGCGCCUGGCUUGAUACCUACAUCUACAUAUCUUACGGUGUGGCGCAGGUGCAAACGGACGAGGACGACGAGAGCUCUAUAUUCUCGAUGGGUGUUGGCAGUGGAUUCGGUUCGUCGGCGCUGCUGUUCAGUCGGCCUUCGAAGGUGGAUGUGAAGGCUGCCACUUACUGCAUCACUCACCAGCUGCGGCGUCAGCACCUAUUCCAUGUGCUCUCCCUCUACAAGGACACCAACCGCCUCAUCAUUGCUAGCAUGCAGAAAAAUAUGCAGAGAAUCUAUGCAUGCAUGGCAAGGAACAAAAGAUCUGAAAGAGAAUCAGGGCUGAAAGCACUGAAGGAUAACCUGAACAAUUUCAUGACCGCCAUCACGAUAUCGAACGGAGCCAUUUGGUUCUCCGACGAAGAAAUUAAAGUGAAAAAACGUUACCAGUCUGAAGAUUUGGCUUUGAUUUGCAGGGAUCUUGUGCAUAUGAACUAUAUACCGGCUGUGGAAACUGAAGAAAUAACUACAGAUGAUGCCUGUAUUCGAACCGAGUUUCCAUGGGUGCUAGAACCAAACUCUUCAUUUCUAAGAGUGUGGGGAUAUGUGAUUCUAAUCAUUGCACUUCUAGCCUCUCUGCUCAUACCGUACUUUGCAUUCUUCUAUCGAAUGAUACCCGAUCAGAUAAAAAUAGUAUUCACAAUUAUCAAUCUGGCCUACCUUAUGGAUGUGAUAUUCGUCUGUAUAACAGCACAAGAAAUGCCUGGCGGAAGAGUGAGCAAAAGCAAAGAAAUCUUGAAGUUGAAGGUGAAGGGAAUCUAUUUCAUAGUGGAUGUGUUUGGAGCUCUGCCGUUGUAUUCACUGUUGUCCAAUCUAAUGGAGGAAGAAAAUGCUCGCCUGAGACCUCUAUUCCUUCUCAACUAUCUGAUCGGCAUGAUAAAAGUGCAUAAAUUCUUCUCAAAGCUGGAGCAUGGAUUCGAGGUGGACCUACUGAUACUGCGCAUUGUCAAGUACAUAUUCUAUUUCACAGUUGUCGCCUAUUGGUUUGGCAGCAUAUUCUACACUGUUGCCUGUUUCAUGCCUGACUGCUUGGAGAACAGCUGGUUCGCGUUCCUGACACGCAGGGACGAACAGACUACGCCUCAGAAGGUGCGUCACAACUUUCCGUUUGCCGUCUCCAUCUACUUCGGGCUGCUGGUGAUGACGCAGACGGCUUUCGGUGACGUCGUGCCCUACAACUUGGCCGAAGUGCUCAUUGUCAUCGUAUUCCAGUUCAUUGGUACAUUCCUCUUCUGCUACCUCAUUGCUGACUACUCGGCCACGCUCACUAUUGAGGGAUUCUACAAAAUUGAAUUUCUGCAGUUCAUAGCUGUGAUGACAAGAAUUCUGGACAACAAUAAAAUUCCACCGGCCUUGAAGCAAAGAAUUUUCAAAUUUAUGCAUCUACAAUGGCAACACAGGAAAGGCUAUUCAGUACUGAAAGAAAAGCCAAUGAUGUGGGAUCUGCCUGUUCGUUUAUACACUUCGCUCAGAAUUGAACACUUGUCCAAGGAGCUCAAAAGUAUACCAUUCCUUGCGAGUAUGGGAGAUGACGUGUUGGACAAAUUGGCGCUGCUUGUUGAUAUCUACACAAUUCCCCCCAAUGAAGUAGUAGCCUACUCUGGCAGCACAGUCAAAGAGUUCUAUAUCAUUGAAGAAGGCAACUGUUCUAUGAUUGAUGGAAAGAAUAGAGUUGUGAGAACAAUACGUGCAAUGCAGUUUUUCAAUCUAUUCGAAAUGUUGAUGGGUUUGAAAUCCAUCUACAAUAUAAAAACGGCGACUCAUUGUCGAGUGGUAAGAGUUUCGAUGCAACAUAUCCAAGAAGUGAUGCAGCUGCUCAACAUUGAGAGCAUGCAGGAGAAACUCGACGAAGUCAUACAUGAGAUGAAAGACAGUGUGGAGGUGAAACGGCUGAAAGUGCAGAAGACGGUGACAAUCGGCGAGAAUGUGAUGGAGAACACAUGCGCCGGGUAUCUGUUCACGGCCGGACACAGGGCACAUCCCAAUGUCGACUAUUUGGACCCAUUCAACCAUAUCGGCUUCCUCAGUGGCCUCAGGUUUGUGCUGAUGCCGAUUACGAUCAACCCGAACGGCUCGUUUAUGUAUUCGUGGGAAAUAUCGAGGGGAGUGUUUGCUUUCUGCUCCAGCAUUAUAUUCCCGAUUCUGCCCUACCUCAUGACCUACAAGCCUGGCAUGAUUUAUGUGCCGCUGUUUCUCGACUUCACUGCACUGGCUGAUAUCUACAUCCGGAUGCACACGUGCUUCUACAACGAGGAGGGACUGCUAGUGCUGCACCCUCUGGUCACAGCCAUUCACUACUUCUCCUCGAGCUUUGUCAUCGAUCUGCUCGCCUGGCUGCCACUCAACUACUUCAUCGGCCCCCACCCGGUCGACGGAAACGCCGACUGGUUCUGGGUAACGCAUUGGUCGUCUGAUAUUAUACGAUGCAACAGAAUUCUGCAGAUGCAUCGCCUAGUGUCCUGGUUCGUGUAUCAAGAAAAUCAAAUAUUGCGGAAAACCGCUCAUAUAACAUUUUGCAAAUACUUUAUAAUUUCGCUGAUGUUCUUGAACACAUUGGCCUCCAUCUUGGAAUUCAUCACCAUUCGGUAUCAGGUGAAUCCGCACUCCAAACAAGUCAACUAUGAUAUGCUCAAGCAGCAGCAUUCCUGGAUCUAUUCCUAUCAUCCGGAUUUUACCCUGGACACAAUUGGUGAUUUUCUAACCAUGCAUCUGAUAGCCUACUACUGGACAGCUAGCGUGGCGCUGGCUAUAGGGCCCGGUGACAUCAGCGCUCAAAACGUCGAGGAAAUGGUCUACGUGUGUACAGUGGUUGUCCUAGGAUUUCUAUUCUACACGUAUGUGCUGGCUAUCCUAGCUAAUGCCAAGGCAAGCCUCGAUUUGAAUCUGACCAUGUACCAGGAACGAAUGCAGAGUCUUGUCUCGUUCAUGACCAGUGAGAAUGUCAGCAGAGAUAUUCAAAAAAAAGCAAUCCAUCACUUUGAAAGGGUGUGGCAGAGGACGAGAGGCGUGCCCCUCAACACCAUUUGCACCAAGUUCAAUGUCACGCUCAAAGAGGACUAUCUGCUGCAAAUCUAUAUGGAUACCUUUAGAAAGGUGUCUGUGUUUGAGGACGAGCGGUCGGCGUUCUUCCGCGAGCUGGCGGCCGCAGUGGAGGUGCGCUACUUCAUCAGUGGCGAGGACGUGAUGCGACAGAACGACGUCGUGUCGCACAUCAUGAUAGUGCACCACGGCCAGGUCAGGGGCAUCAACUGUGUCGGCGAAAAGGUGUUGCUGCUAGGGCGUGGAAGUAUAAUCGGCAACAUAAUCUGCGACAGUCCGGCUGUCAGAAUGAAUAUGCUGUUCGUAGCCGAGCGAAAUGCCGACAUUCUGUUCACUGAUUCCUACGUGUUCUUCAGCAUCCUCAAAGAGCACACCGGCAUUAUCAGCAAAUUGGACGAUCAUGUACACGAUGGAAAGCUGUACGUGCCAUCGAGCGACGUGUCCCGCAAGGAGGAGAAGAAGAAGACGUACCGACCGCACUGGCUGCAGAAGUCGUUCAAGAUGUCGGCAGAUGCGGCCAGCCAGGACUCGCGGUCGGAUCUGGGUGAGGGGGGCCGGGGUGCGGCGGCGCGCAAGGCCAACCGGUCCAGCUCUGUCGACGAGAAGGAGUUGCCGACAAAGGACAGGCCAGGCAAUUUGCGAGACACCCCCCGAGCUGCGUCCAUGGAUGGCUGGGGGGAGACGGCUGGCAGUAAGCGCGGCACCAAGAGCAAGCCUAGGCGCAAAAACCUCACCGCUUGGUUGAUGAUAACUGCCCGCCUGCUGAACAAUACAUUCUGCACGGUGUGUGUGAAUACGUCACUUCUUCUCAGUGUCAUCAUGUGCUCCUUUGAUCUGGGCUUUCAAAGUGAGGAGCUAUUCAUUCCCAUUCAAAUUCUCGAAGUCAAAUAUGCUAUCAUUAUAUUUUUGAACUUUUUCCGUUGUUAUGAAGAUCCUAAUACUGGAGAGACAGUUACAGAUUUAGCCAAGAUACGUAAUCAAUACCUGAAGAGUUGGACAGGUUUUAUACUGGAUUUUAUUGCUAUAAUGCCGAUAGGCUUAGUUUUGAGGUACACUACCAGUCACUAUGCCAUGACAUUGGGUAAUACACUGCAUCUUUUGAGAAUGAUAAAAGUGUACCGUUUCAUUGAAGUGAAGUCAGACCGGCUGAACGUGAAAGUGGUGUACAUUAAAAUGAUGGUCAUAGCCAUCACCUUCACACUCAUAUUCCACAUAAUGGCCUGUGUGUGGAACGCCGUGCAUUGUCCCCGCAAUAUUUGCAAUGAGGCAGACAAAAUCUGCGACAGCAACUACAUCUGCGCGAUCUACUACACGACGACGACGCUGAUCGGCACCGGGUACGGCGACAUGGGUCCGACCCGCAUCCUCGAGUACGUCUACGUGGUCGCCAUGAUUGUGUUCAGCCGAUUCAUAUUCGCCAUGUUCAUAGGUGACAUCACCAACACUGUGCAGACCAACAACUUCUCAUUUCAGACCUACGAGUACCAGCUCAUGCGCUUGAAGAAAUACUUGUCGGUGAACGGUGUGAACACAUCGGUGGUGAGGCCGGUGGUGGAGUAUUGCACCAGGCUGUGGGCGGGGCAUAGCGGCGAGCAGAUCCCCGCCUUCUUCAGAAUGGCCAACAUCUGUCUGCAGCAGGACCUCAGCAACGAGAUUUACGGCAAACAUUUCACCGAGUGCUUCCUGUUUGUGGGCCUGCACAAGGACCUGUUGAGGCAGGUGGCCUGUUGCUGUGAGCAGAUUGUGUACCACCCGAACGACAUCAUCGCCCAUGAACGGCAGGUCAAUAACAGGAUGUACAUCAUUCACAAGGGCGCAGUGCAGGCCUCCAAUUCCGACGGAAAUACGCUCAAUUUUCAGCAGAGAGACUUCUUUGGUGUUCCGCAAGGAUUGUACGAGAACAUGCCUCACUCGUACACUUACAAGGCUUUGAAAGUGUGUGUCAUUCUGUCGUUGUGUUUCGACGAUUGGAGCAAUCUGCUUCAGUUUUUCCCCGCCUCAAGAGUCGAGCUCUACGACCGCAUUGAACGCCUCGAAAGGAUGUACAUUGCCAAAAACCUUUCCAAAACUUUCUCAAUUCAAUCAGCAGGACAAUAAUAUUCUUUCAAUAUUGUGAUGAAUAAUGUUUACCAAGAGGUAUUCUAGUUUAAUUAUGAUGAUUAAUCAACAUUAUUUGAUCUGUUAAA